Molecule: messenger RNA, 1605 nt
Organism: Hordeum vulgare subsp. vulgare (domesticated barley)
Lineage: Eukaryota; Viridiplantae; Streptophyta; Magnoliopsida; Poales; Poaceae
Exons: 2
Coding region: 79-1248 (389 amino acids)
Biological process (GO): regulation of DNA-templated transcription; chloroplast organization
Cellular component (GO): chloroplast
Molecular function (GO): double-stranded DNA binding
Source: RefSeq, a predicted model, not a curated record
UCUCACCGGCCCCCAUUUCUUUCCUUCUUCCCCUUCCCGACACCGCCACCGCCGCCGCCGCCGCCCGCCGCCUGCGCGAUGCUCCGCCUCCGAGAGCGCAUCGUUUCCCAUCUCCUCUCUUCCUCCUCCACCUCUGCCCCGGCCAUCUCACCUCUCCACCGGCUCCUCUCCGCAGCGGCAGCCGCCGCCCCCGUUUCCCCAAACCCCAGCAGCUUCGCCGUGGAGGAGUACCUCGUCGACACCUGCGGCCUCACCCGCCCCCAAGCCCUCAAGGCCUCCAAGAAGCUCUCCCACCUCAAGUCCCCCGCCAAGCCCGACGCCGUCCUCGCCUUCCUCUCCGGCCUCGGCCUCUCCGGCGCCGAUGCCGCCGCCGUCGUCGCCAAAGACCCGCUUUUCCUCUGCGCCAAAGUGGAUAAAACCCUGGCCCCCGUCGUCGCCGGGCUCACCGGCCUCGGCCUGUCGCGUCCCGACAUCGCCCGCUUCGUCUCGCUCGCCGGCAGCCGCUUCCGCUACACAUCCGUCGUCUCCAAGAUGCACUACUACCUGCCCCUCUUCGGCUCCCUGGACAGCAUCCUCCGCGCGCUCCGGCGCUCAUCCUACCUUCUCUCGUCGGACCUGGACAAGGUGAUCAAUCCCAAUGUCGUCUUCCUGCGGGAGUGCGGGCUAGCUGAUUGCGAUAUCGCCAAGCUGUGUGUCUGCGAGCCGAGGUUGCUCGGCUACAAGCCGGAACGCGUCCGGGCAAUGGUGGCGUGCGCUGAACGUCUGGGCGUGCGCCGUGGCUCCGGCAUGUUCAGGGUCGCGCUGCAGGCCGUCGCAUUCCUCAGCGAGGAGAAGAUCGCCGCCAAAGUGGACCACCUGAAGAAGGCGUUCAGUUGGUCGGAUGCCGAGGUGGUCGCUGCUUUGUCUAUGGCUCCAAUGCUGCUCAAGAGGUCAAAGGACACCCUGUGGCACAGGUUCGAGUUCCUGGUCUCUGAGGUGGGCUUGGAACCGGGGUACAUUGCUCAUCGCCCGGUAAUGCUCUAUUAUAGCCUGGAGGGCCGGCUCAAGCCCCGGUACUAUGCUCUGAAGUUCCUCAAGGAAAAUGGAUUGCUCGAUCACGACUGGAACUUCUAUACUGCAGUCACGAGGUCCGAGAAGUAUUUCAUGAAGAAGUGCAUAUGCCCUCACCAGGAAGCUGCUCCAAACCUUGCUGAAGACUAUGCGGCAGCUUGCAGAGGGGAAAUGCCAAGUAAUUUCAGAUUUACUUGAACCAGAAAAGGGCUAAGGGCCAGGAUACCUGCUGUUGUUUACAUCUUUGAGUGGCCAACUUCAAACUGAAACCGAGGUUGCGAACUGCUCAUAAGCUGCUGGCGCUGGUUGCCAUCUUCAUCUUGGAUUAUUACUUGAGCUGGGAGCUCUGCACCAGUUAUGUCCGAUUAACCAUGUGUUCUACAACUGUAAUCUUCUCCGUCCCCUUUAAAUUUCUGAUUAACCACGGUGGUGGCAAAGUUUUUAGCAUUGCCAACGGUGUUUUGCUCUCAACUUGUGAUGGGUAAUUAGAAUUGUGCUGAUCAAUGCAGGAAAAUGGUAGAACUAUAAGCGAGUGAAAUUGCUGCCGUUUGGAUA